AUGAACUCUGCAAUCCGCAGUUCUUAUCUCACUCUUUCUCGAGACCGAAGCGUUCCGAUACCCGAAACGCCGAAGCUACAACCUUUUCCGCGUUUCUUCGACUCGACGAACCGAAACAACCGAUUCCGAGACGUUUCUUGCUGUAGCUCGCUGCUGAGAACUCGACUUCGGCAUGACUCGGCUGAGUUCCGCACCUCUCUCUCGCACCGAGUUGGGGUUUCUUCCAAAAACGCUCAGUUUGAUUCGUUUCCGGACGAGAACGAAGCUCAGGCGCCGAGUUUCGCUGAGUUCAUCACCUCCGAGAGGGUCAAAGUGGUGGCGAUGCUUGCUUUGGCUUUGGCUCUCUGUAACGCGGACCGGGUUGUGAUGUCGGUGGCGAUUGUACCGUUAUCGCUCUCUAACGGUUGGAGCCGAUCGUUUGCUGGUAUUGUUCAGUCAUCUUUCCUUUGGGGGUACCUCAUAUCUCCCAUAGCUGGAGGGACUCUUGUGGACUAUUAUGGUGGUAAGGUAGUCAUGGCCUGGGGAGUGGCUUUGUGGUCUUUAGCUACCUUUCUGACACCAUGGGCUGCAGAGACUUCUCUAUGGGCUCUCCUUGCUAUGAGAGCUCUCCUCGGCAUUGCAGAAGGAGUGGCUCUUCCUUCCAUGAACAACAUGGUAGCAAGAUGGUUUCCUCAAACUGAACGAGCCAGGGCUGUUGGGAUUGCAAUGGCUGGAUUUCAGCUUGGAAGUUCAGUAGGACUCAUGCUUUCUCCAAUCCUCAUGUCACAAGGUGGUAUAUUCGGACCAUUUGUGAUUUUUGGUUUAUCCGGGUUUCUUUGGGUUUUGGUAUGGUUAUCUGCAACAUCAAGUACUCCUGACCGAAAUCCUCAGAUAUCAAAAUAUGAAUUGGAGUACAUAUUGAAUGAGCGGAAGAAGUCCUUGGUAGAGAAUAAACCUAAGACAACCAAAGUGAUCCCUCCUUUCAGGCGCUUGCUUUCUAAACUGCCAACCUGGUCCCUAAUAAUUGCAAAUGCCAUGCAUAGCUGGGGUUUUUUCAUUUUUCUUUCCUGGAUGCCCAUUUACUUCAACUCAGUGUAUCAUGUUGACCUCAGACAAGCCGCUUGGUUUAGUGCUGUUCCAUGGACUGUCAUGGCAAUCAUGGGAUAUAUUGGUGGGUUGUGGUCAGACAUAAUGAUACGGAAUGGCAUGAGUGUCACUUUAACUCGAAAGAUCAUGCAGUCAAUUGGUUUCCUUGGUCCUGGGAUAGCUCUUGUGGGUUUAACUACAGCAAAAAGUCCAGCAGUUGCAUCUGCUUGGCUUACUUUAGCAGUAGGGCUGAAAUCUUUUAGCCACUCUGGAUUUCUUGUGAAUCUUCAGGAAAUCGCUCCACAAUACUCUGGUGUUUUACAUGGAAUUUCAAAUACUGGUGGAACAUUAGCUGCCAUUUUGGGAACCGUUGGAGCUGGUUUCUUUGUUGAACUUGUGGGUUCUUUCCAGGGAUUUCUGUUGUUUACAUCACUCUUAUAUGUUCUUGCUGCCCUUUUCUACAACGUAUUUUCUACUGGAGAGAGAGUAAAUUUUGAUGAACCUAGAUUAAUGUCUGUUACAUGA
Messenger RNA from Prunus armeniaca (apricot), 1590 nucleotides. Lineage: Eukaryota; Viridiplantae; Streptophyta; Magnoliopsida; Rosales; Rosaceae. The record is from the annotation of a GenBank genome assembly.